AUGCCGCUUCCAACCGGAGUUUAUCGCGCCGAUCAGGUCGGAUCCCUGCUUCGGCCGAAGGAAAUCCUCGAGGCUCGUGAGAAGGUGGCUGCAGGAGCACUGUCCAAGACAGACCUGCGGCAGCUCGAGGACAAGUACAUCGCCGACGUCGUGCGGAAGCAGCUGAAUGCGGGUCUUCGCGCCGUCACCGAUGGCGAGUUCCGGCGUGCAUUCUUCCACCUGGACUUCCUGCAGCAUCUGGACGGCAUCGAGGUACGCGGGAACAUGAUGUCGACCAACACGUCCAAGGGCGGGUUUGCGCCGCCGAAGCUGGUCGUGACGGGCAAGCUCGGCCACAGCAAGCCCAUCCAGGUGGACGACUUCAAGUUUCUGGAGCGCCAGAUCGCCGAGGCCGGCGGGGAGGGCGCCUUUGGCAAGGUCUCGUCCAAAGUGGCCAUCCCCAGUCCGACCAUGGUGCACUUCCGGGGCGGGCGCGAGACGAUCGACCUCGACGCGUACCCGUCCAUGGACGCCUUCUUCGACGACCUCGCCCGCGUGUACCAGGAGGAACUGCAGGACCUGUACGAGGCGGGCUGCCGGUUCGUGCAGCUCGACGACACGAACCUCGCGUACCUGUGCGACCCCAAGAUGCGGUCCGAGGCCGAGACCCGGCACGGCGCCGACGCCAAGCAGCUCGCGUCCCAGUACGCCACGCUCAUCAACCGGGCGAUCGAGAAGCGGCCCUCGGACAUGACCAUCGGCAUCCACCUGUGCCGCGGCAACCACCGCAGCCAGUGGUUCGCCCAGGGCGGCUACGAGCCAGUGGCCGAGGUGCUCUUCAAGGAUUUGAAUGUUGAUGUCUACUUUCUCGAGUACGACGACGCCCGGUCCGGCGACUUCAGCCCCCUGCGCCACCUACCGCCCCACAAGGUCGUCGUCUUGGGUGUCAUGACCAGCAAAAAGGGCGACCUCGACGACAAGGACGCCAUGGUCCAGCGCUUGCGGGAAGCCACAAAGUACUGUCCCAAGGGCCUCGAUCAGCUCUGCCUCAGCCACCAAUGCGGCUUCAGCAGCACCAUGGAAGGCAACGAGUUGUCCGAGGACCAGCAGUGGGCCAAGCUCCGCCUUGAGGUCGACAUCGCCAAGACCGUCUGGGGUCCCAAUACCGCCGAGUAA
Fonsecaea multimorphosa CBS 102226 is the source of this 1155-nucleotide messenger RNA. RefSeq lists its product as uncharacterized. NCBI's taxonomy places the organism in Eukaryota, Fungi, Ascomycota, Eurotiomycetes, Chaetothyriales, Herpotrichiellaceae. The record is from RefSeq and is a predicted model, not a curated record. The transcript has a single exon. Gene Ontology annotation, molecular function: zinc ion binding; 5-methyltetrahydropteroyltriglutamate-homocysteine S-methyltransferase activity. Bases 1 to 1155 code for a protein of 384 amino acids.